AUGUCCAACAAUAUUCUUAUAGUGGGCGGCACGAGAGGCCUCGGCGCCUCACUCAGAGAUCUAUACUCCAGAGACCCCACCAAGCAUGUCUUCGCAACAUGGAGAACAGAAUCCCACACCAGCACAGACUCUUCAACUACCUGGCUGGGAGGUAUUGAUCUGACUGAUUCCGAAGUAGGCCAAAAGCUGGUCUCACAGAUUCCACCCUCAACUACAUUCUCGACUGUGAUCAUCUCAGCGGGAUAUUUCGGCUUUGAGUCUUUCGAUGCCCCGGACUGGGAGAAAGAGACUCGGAUGUACACUACAUCAGCCAUUGCGCCGGUCUUCCUAGUUCAUCACCUUGUUAAGGCUGGUAUUCUAGUUGAGGGUAGUAAGGUUAUUCUUGUCAGUAGCGAGAGUGGAAGUAUUACUCUCCGCCAUGAGACAGAGGGUGGAGGAAAUUAUGCACAUCAUGCUAGCAAGGCUGCUUUGAAUAUGGUAGGGAAGCUUCUCAGCUUUGAUCUGAAGCCUGUGGGAAUUGCUGUUGGAUUGGUGCAUCCGGGCUUUAUGCGGACUGAUAUGACGAAGGGAGUUGGAUUCGAUAAGUACUGGGAUGUUGGUGGAGCGGUUACUCCUAAUGAAGCAGCUCGCUCGCUCGUACCCUUCAUUGAUAAAUUCGACAUUCAUAAGACUGGGGAGUAUUGGGCUCCAAGAGGACCUGGAGAUAUUGGAACAGCCAAGGACGUCCUUGGAGCCGACCUGCCAACACCCUUACAGCUCCCCUGGUAG
Molecule: messenger RNA, 768 nt
Organism: Penicillium angulare
Lineage: Eukaryota; Fungi; Ascomycota; Eurotiomycetes; Eurotiales; Aspergillaceae
Product: oxidoreductase, short chain dehydrogenase/reductase family superfamily
Exons: 3
Coding region: 1-768 (255 amino acids)
Molecular function (GO): oxidoreductase activity, acting on the CH-OH group of donors, NAD or NADP as acceptor
Source: RefSeq, a predicted model, not a curated record